This is a messenger RNA of Necator americanus (New World hookworm), 831 nucleotides long. RefSeq lists its product as uncharacterized. The transcript has 9 exons. Bases 1 to 831 code for a protein of 276 amino acids. Gene Ontology annotation, cellular component: mitochondrial matrix. NCBI's taxonomy places the organism in Eukaryota, Metazoa, Nematoda, Chromadorea, Rhabditida, Ancylostomatidae. The record is from RefSeq and is a predicted model, not a curated record. Gene Ontology annotation, molecular function: ATP hydrolysis activity; ATP binding.
AUGCAAACUACUAAUCCUAUUCUGGCAGCUUUUUUAAGAGAAAAGAAAAAGAAGGAAGAUAAGAAACCCGCAGUCCCGCGCACAGCAGCGUGGAAGACUAGGAGGCACCCGUAUAUGCCUCCCAGUCAGCCCUUUCGAUGUAUUGAAGCUCCCAAGCUAAUGUGGGUGAGAGAGAAUUCCUCAUCAGCAUAUGAGAAUUACAAGUUCGUUGCUGACGAAAUUGAAAUGUCAGCGUCGGUCGCCAUUCUCGAGGCUAUUUCCUCGGUGACCGCGGUGUCCGUUGGUCGUUGGACAUCCUCGAGUCCAGGGACUGAUGGCUUUUAUAGAUAUUUGGAUUUCUUUGCCAUCGGUCAGAAACACGCGAAGAAAGUCUUUGCAGUGGGUGUUUAUCACCACUAUCGACGUCUUCUCCAUAACAUAGAAACAAGAGUUGGAGCUAUGCAUCAAAGAGAAUGCGAAUGCACAGGCGGUACCUUUACAGUCACGGCACAUGUAGCACCACUCUACGCUGCAGCUCGCGAAAGUCUCGCAUCGACCUCAAAUCCAAGCUUCAUUGCUCCGCUGCGAGUGCAGCCGCUUACAAUUCGCGAUGUCUCUAUGGCUCUUUGUGACUGUACAUCAAUGACUCAGGCAGGAUAUGUCGGGGAAGAUGUGCAAAGUGCAAUCGAGUAUUUUUUCCUUAAUGAACUUGUACUUGUAGAUGAAAAUAUCGCAAAGGCUGAACAAGGAAUUUUCUUCCUAGACGAAACCGACAAACGAAAGCAGGCAAAAAUUGAUGAAGUCGAUGUGACCUAUCUGCGGAUCAACAAAGCCAUGCUGGAUGUGGCCUAA